Molecule: messenger RNA, 1329 nt
Organism: Oldenlandia corymbosa var. corymbosa
Lineage: Eukaryota; Viridiplantae; Streptophyta; Magnoliopsida; Gentianales; Rubiaceae
Source: the annotation of a GenBank genome assembly
CAUUAUUCAAAUUACUGAUCUUGAGAAGAACUUAAAAAUCGAGUCUUGUCUUAGUAAUUAUAGAAUUAUAUGUUUAACAGUGAGAUUGACAGUUCAUUUUUAUCACAUCGUAUCCUGUCAAUUGUUCUCUAGUUGUAAUAGACUAAGUAUCUUAUAAUCACUAAUGUGUUGGUCAUUUAAAAAAUAAAAGAAUAAAAAAUCAAAGGACGACCAUUUGAUAUGACGCGCCCCUGUGCGAGUUUGGGAGUUGUGAUAGCAUCCAUACAAUAAUAGAAACUGACGAAGUAUGCCCUUCCAAAGAUCUGCUCCCACUUCAGAGAUAUAGUACAGACUUCAAACAGCUCACAUCUUUAUAUUACUCUACUUACUCUUCUGUACUUUCCUUCUGUCUUCUGUCUCCUAAAGCCAGAUCCUCCACAAACCACCACCAUUCCAGUUAUGUUUCAUUCCUCUCUUCCUCCCGCUCAUCAGCAGCAGCCGCCUCCGCCGCCGUCUCCUCUCUGACGCCGCCCAACACUAGCCCUGUUUUUUUAAUCUCCGACCAACUAUGGCAAGCCACGAAUCAGAGACAUUCCAUUGGCACUACGCGGAAUUCGACGACAACGCGUUCCAAAUCCGGGGCCGGACGCUCUUCUUCGCGGUGGUUCUCUUCGGCGUGAUUCUAUUCAUUACCAUUAUCUACUUGUACGCGAGAUGGGUGUGCCAAAUGCGGCCUCCGUCUCUCCCACGUAUAUCUCACGCGCCGUCGUCCGCGCAGCCUCCGCCCCGGGGUCUGGAUCCCAAUGCGAUUAGCAAUCUGCCCAUCAUUCUGCACCGGGCAAGUGAAGAAGCAGUAGAAUGCUCGAUAUGUUUGGGGAUAUUUCAAGAUGGGGAGAAGGUCAAAGUGUUGCCAGAUUGCCAGCAUCGUUAUCAUUCCGAGUGCGUGGAUGUGUGGCUCACAACUCAGUCCAGCUGUCCGCUUUGUCGAGCUUCUCUCCGGGAUGAUGAUUCCCUUUCCCCUGUUUGAGUUCAUUUUCGUUUUUCUAUUAGUGUUGCAAGUGAAACAAUUUCGUUUCUUCUUUUUUUUUUUGCUGAAAAUUAUUCAUAUAAGCAGAAGGAAAGAUGUUUGUACAGUAAAAAAAAAAAACUUUAAAAGGAGAGUUAUAAUGAUGAUUUUAAUUUAAUAGUAAUUUUUUAAAUCGCUUUUUCUUGCUGUAUUUUGACCGCCAUUUAGAAAUAAGAGUGGGAUUAGUGGGAUACUGACUCAAAAAAGAAGGAUCCGGCAACGUGUUUCCUGGAAAUUUGUUGUCAUUUUAGAGUUUCAGUCCUGUACAUGGUUUAUGGUUUAUG